AUGCCGGCCUCACUCCCACCCCCGGCAACCAUCCGCCGCGCCCAGCCCUCCGAGGCCGCCCUCCUCACCGACCUCGCCCUCGCCGCCAAAGCCCACUGGGGCUACUCCCCCGCCUUCAUGUCCGCCGCGCGCGCCGAGCUGACCAUUUCCGCGUGCUCCAUCACCGAGCACGACGUCCACGUUGCCAUUCUCCCCAACGACGCCGAGAUUGCCGGCGUCUACCGCCUCACGCCCGGGGACAUCGGCGAGUUGAGUUAUCUGUGGAUCCGCCCGGCGCACAUUGGUCGCGGCCUCGGCCGGCUGCUGUGGGAGGAUGCGCUGCGGCGGGCGGCGGCGGGCGGCAUGGUGCGGCUCACGCUCGACGCGGAUCCAAAUGCAGAGGGCUUCUAUCUCAGGAUGGGCGCGCAGCGCUGCGGCGAGACGCCGAGCAAGAGCGUCGAGGGACGCAGACUGCCGCUGCUCACGGUGGAUGUGCACCAGGCGCUGGCCAUGAUGCGGGAGCGGGAGAGCAAAGCUGCCGCCUGA
Molecule: messenger RNA, 525 nt
Organism: Cordyceps militaris CM01
Lineage: Eukaryota; Fungi; Ascomycota; Sordariomycetes; Hypocreales; Cordycipitaceae
Product: acetyltransferase
Exons: 1
Coding region: 1-525 (174 amino acids)
Molecular function (GO): acyltransferase activity, transferring groups other than amino-acyl groups
Source: RefSeq, a predicted model, not a curated record